Molecule: messenger RNA, 1407 nt
Organism: Ophidiomyces ophidiicola
Lineage: Eukaryota; Fungi; Ascomycota; Eurotiomycetes; Onygenales; Onygenaceae
Exons: 2
Coding region: 1-1407 (468 amino acids)
Source: RefSeq, a predicted model, not a curated record
AUGUUCUCCUGGGGAGGCGGCCUUGCAAUUCCGUCCCCUGCCAUUGACACAGACAAGGAGCGCACCCCUCCUUCCCCAGCCACGCCGCUCGAUUUCCCAGCGUAUGUGCCGGAAGAGCUUCAUUCCUACGAAGACGACCCAGAUUGCGACAAGCUCGUCCGUUUACUGUCGAUACUGAAGAGGCCGCAAGAUGUGUCCGCCGAAUACUUCAAUGCGUUCAACCUGACGGUUGAGACGAACGUGCCGCCCACAGAGCUUCUCGACGGCCUAGGCUCGUUACCUCCUUACCAAUGGCCAGAGCAGUCAGAGGUGGAUGGCGCCGGCAAAAGUCUUAUGAGCAACGGCAGCCCUUUCCCCGAUAAGGAGAAGUAUGAGAUGCUGCGACGGGAAUUGCUGUACGACAACGAUGAUGCCUUUCGAGCACUUUCUCGGAUAGAUCCGCUGCCUGGACAUGAAAAGAUACGGCUGACCCACGCACGGAAGUUCUGGUGUGGCUUAGAACAUGUUGCUCAAUAUUGGGAUUCGAGCUUAGAUCAGUAUACUGAGUACGACGAUGAUGAAUUACCUAUUCCUACGAGGAUGGCUACCGAUUGCGAGAUGAAUGAUGCUGAUGAGCGGCCUGCGCCACGGGCGGUGGAUGGCAUGGACAUCGAUAGCGAGGGCGGCGGCCACGAAGCGAGCCAGACGGCGAAGCGCAAGGGUGCAGGAUCGAGAGUGAUGUACAAAGGCCGGCGAAUCGGAGCGGGGAAGGACAUGCCGGACUCGAUACGCGAGGAGAUGAUGCGCGGGUUCGUGGAGAUGGUGGCGUGGCAGUUUGGGUGCCAGACGACGAUCCCGACGCUUCCUCCGCGGCUGUUUGUGAAGGGGCUGCUGUUUCCGGUGCGGCAGAGCGUGGUGGUGGGGCGGGUGCCGCGGGACCGCGAGGCGGCGCGCAUGCGGCGGCUGGAAGGGCCGGUGCUGUUGGUGCAGUGCCGCGGCGACACGCAGUUCCGGCGGGGGGACGGCGGCGGGCGGUACGGCGAGAUGUGCGACGUGCUGCGCGAGACGGCGGCGAUGCUGCUGCUGGCGCAGGAGCGCGGGCGCGAGGGCGCGGUGGAGGCCAAGCCCGGCGCCGGCAAGUGGUGGACGACGGAGCCGCGGUGGGGCGGGGCGGUGGACCACGGCAUGGCGGAGGAGCCGGAGCAGCAGGAGACGGUCAGCGGCGGCGACGAGCGCGACGACCGGCGGGCGGCGGGGUUGGGGCGACGGCGGCCACCGGGACUGCGGGCGGGGGGGUUGAAGAAGCGGCGGACGCGCAGCGAGCAGUGGAAGCUGGUGCAGCCGGGGCCGAGCCUGUGGGACCGGCGGAUGGACUACCGGCGGAUCGGGCGGGGACGCGACACGGGGUUCGACGACGUAGGUGUAUAG